Hipposideros armiger (great roundleaf bat) is the source of this 1653-nucleotide messenger RNA. RefSeq names its product enkurin, TRPC channel interacting protein (gene ENKUR). Gene Ontology annotation, molecular function: calmodulin binding. NCBI's taxonomy places the organism in Eukaryota, Metazoa, Chordata, Mammalia, Chiroptera, Hipposideridae. The transcript has 3 exons. The record is from RefSeq and is a predicted model, not a curated record. Gene Ontology annotation, cellular component: acrosomal vesicle; axonemal microtubule. The coding region runs from base 492 to 989 and encodes 165 amino acids.
UUGGGGCCUGCGCACAAGAGCCUUAGUGUGUAACGCGUGCGCGCACGCUGCGCUUCUCUUGUGUUCGUAGUAGUUUUUCUUUCUCUUCAAAUAUACAGAGAGAGAAAACAGCAGCAUUUUUACGCGGACCCCAUUUUUCACCCCAUUACUCCCAAAGGCACAUGUAAACAGCGGUCUCCCUAUUGAACUUUUCAGGCGGAAGAUGGAGCUGCAGGGAAGAGAGGACACCUAGUUUGCGGGGUUGCUGGCCACUUCCCCGUCGCCGAGUAACUGUUUCCACGGCAACCGCGCCGUCAACAACGCUAAGCAACCCGGAGAGGAAUCUUCCCAAGAGAGGACCGCUAAGAAGAGGUCAAAGGGGACUUAUGUGAAAGAAAAAUCUUAGUUCCUUGAGAACGCAAGAAAGUAGGGAAGGAACGGGGAAGCAGUGAAGAAAGAGACGGAGAUAUUGGUAUGGUGAGAAAAAGUUGAGUAUUUUGAGGAGUCAUUUGAUGGCCAUGGAUCCAACAGGCUUUUCUGAGAGCAUUUAUAAUCUCAUACCCAGGGACUGGAAGGAGCCUCCCCAGCAUCCUAGGUAUGUGGAAAAAAUAUUUGAUCGGAAUGAGCCCAAAAAGCCUCCUGUGCCACUGAGAACUGAUCAUCCAGUCAUGGGAAUACAGAGUGAAAAAAAUUUUAUCAAUACAAAUGCAGCCGAUGUCAUUAUGGGAGUGGCUAAAAAGCCUAAACCAAUUUAUGUUGACAAAAGGACUGGAGACAAGCAUGAUCUUGAAACUUCAGGACUAAUUCCAAAGUACAUCAAUAAAAAGGUAGCCUUAGGGCUGAAAAAGAACUGGGAAGAAGUGCAUAAAGAGUUCCAGUCUCUCUCAGUCUUCAUUGACUCCAUACCAAAGAGGAUGCGCAAGCAGAAACUGGAAGGAGAAAUGAAGCAACUGGAACAUGACAUCGGUGUCAUUGAAAAGCACAAAAUUAUUUACAUUGCCAAUAAGUAGUAAUGGAUUUUUCAAGUAUGGCUACUUAAUAUAGGAAAAAAACAUGGAAAAUAUGCAAAUAAAACUAUGUGUUUCAAAGAGGAAAAUACUAUGAAGAGAAAUAAAAAUAGUCUUUCCCAAAAUGCUUAGGCAAUGUUUAAAGAAUAAUUGGAAUUUUUUUUGCUUACACAAGAGAAAAAAAAAAAUUUUUUUUUUACCAGUGUCAGGUUUUCCACGUGUAAACCCAUUAAAGUUUAAUUUUAUGUAUUCCAGUUCUGUAAUGUAAGUCAUUAUUAUUAUGUAGUUGUUUCACAUAAACAUUAAUUUCUGGGCCCUGAAAAAUAGUCAGUACUCAGAACUUUAUUUACAUUUGUUUUCUACACUGCAUGAUACAAGGAACACAACAUUAAAAACUCUUUAAGUAUUUUGAACUGGAGAUAGCAGUAUAUGCUUUCUUACUACACUAAAGUGUUUUCCACAUAUUCAUUCAGAUCUUCACAAACUUAACAGUAUAUAUUCUCUUGUAGCUUAUGUCAUCUGCAGCAAUUUCCAACUAUAAAUAUUUUCAAUAUCCAUAAUGCUAUAUAUGCUGAAAGGCUUAUACUGGGACUGCCAAAAAAUGUAUACACAUUUUAGGAGAUGUUAUCUAUGCUCAAGCAGUAAUUUUCCAUAAUCAGAAGUGUCU